This is a messenger RNA of Trichosurus vulpecula (common brushtail), 3972 nucleotides long. RefSeq names its product protein O-mannosyltransferase 1 (gene POMT1). Bases 713 to 2890 code for a protein of 725 amino acids. Gene Ontology annotation, cellular component: membrane. Gene Ontology annotation, biological process: protein O-linked glycosylation. The record is from RefSeq and is a predicted model, not a curated record. NCBI's taxonomy places the organism in Eukaryota, Metazoa, Chordata, Mammalia, Diprotodontia, Phalangeridae. Gene Ontology annotation, molecular function: mannosyltransferase activity. The transcript has 20 exons.
AGGCGUAGCUAAUCGAGCCUGAUUUCAGGGUUUGGUGGAUCAUCUUGCUGAGGUUCCGAGGUGGAGUUGGCGAGCUAUUGCGCGGCCGCGGGAGUCAGCUCCCGAGCUAGGUGGUUUUAACUUUAAAUGUCCUCACGGGUGAUUUUAAGGCCGGCGCCGUCCUCUACGAUCCUCGCCUACUCCUUCGAAGGCCGUAGAAUCUCGGGUGGUAGAGGCCGCCGCACCCAGACCCCCUCCCUGACCAGAGAGGGAAACUGAGGCCCAGAGGGGGAAAGCGACUGCACAGAAAGCGAGGCAGAGCGGAUGGGACCGUGCGCGGGGGAGGCUCCGCAGAAGUCGGCGGCAGCUGCCGCUCGUCCGGAGCGAAGGCGGGUUCCACCUUUCACCAGCUGGUGACCCCUCGGGCAAGUCUCUUAACUUUUCCGAGCCUCAGUUUCCUCGUCCGUAAGCUCCGAACCUGUGAUUUUUUGGCAUACAUAGGGAACUCCCCGGGGAAGACACACCCUCCACCUACGCAGGGUGGCACCUUCUCUGCAGCUGACGGCCUUGGAGUAGGGAGGGGCUCUUCACUCUGAUCACGGCCACGGAUCAGAGACUUUGUGGAUUCGGAUGAGGGAAAAAACCCAAAUUAUUUCCGCAUUUUCGCAACCUCUAACUGAAAUUUGGCAUUUCCUUCCAUUAUUAAGGGUGACUCAAUCUACUUUCCCACAAGAUGGUAGUGUUUUUGAAGUGCCCUGUUCUUAUAACUGCAGAGAUCAACUUGAAUUUAGUGGCUCUGACAGUAGUGGCUUUGUUGAGUCGAUUGUGGAGAUUGUCCUAUCCACGGGCAGUAGUCUUUGAUGAAGUCUACUAUGGGCAAUUUGUGUCACUUUACAUGAAGCAGAUCUUCUUUGUGGAUGGGAGUGGACCACCACUUGGCCACAUGUUGCUUGCUUUUGGAGGUUAUUUGGGAGGAUUUGAUGGCAACUUUUUAUGGAACAGAAUUGGAGCAGAAUACAGUAAUAAUGUGCCAGUGUGGUCCUUGCGCCUGUUGCCAGCUCUAGCAGGGGCCCUUUGUGUCCCUUUAGCUUACCAGAUUGUAUUAGAGCUCCACUUUUCCCACUACGCUGCUCUUGGAGCUGCACUUCUGAUUCUGAUAGAGAAUUCUUUAAUUACUCAGUCUAGGCUGAUGCUGUUGGAGUCAUUGUUAAUUUUUUUUAAUCUCCUUGCUGUAUUGUCCUACCUGAAGUUCUCUAAUUCCCAAAAAUGCAGCUCAUUCUCUGUGAGCUGGUGGGUUUGGCUAAUUCUCACUGGAGUUUCUUGUUCUUGUGCAGUUGGGAUAAAAUAUAUGGGCCUUUUCACUUAUAUACUGCUACUUACUAUUGCUUCAGUUCAUGCCUGGCACUUGAUUGGAGACCAAGCUUUAUCAAAUGCUCGUGUAUUCUGUCAUUUGCUAGCCAGAGGAGUGGCCUUGUUGGUCAUACCAAUAGUUAUGUAUUUAUCUUUUUUCUACAUCCAUCUGAUGGUACUAUACCGCUCUGGACCUCAUGAUCAAAUUAUGUCUAGUGCUUUCCAAGCCAGCUUGGAGGGUGGAUUAGCUCGGAUCACACAAGGCCAGCCACUGGAGGUAGCUUAUGGCUCCCAGAUCACCCUGAGAAAUGUCUUAGGUAAACCCAUGCCCUGCUGGCUUCAUUCACAUAAGAACACCUACCCUAUCAGGUAUGAAAAUGGCCGAGGCAGCUCCCACCAGCAACAGGUGACCUGUUACCCCUUCAAAGACGUCAAUAACUGGUGGAUUGUAAAAGAUCCUGGGAAGCAUCAGUUGGUGGUAACCAAUCCUCCUAGGCCUGUACGACAUGGGGAUAUUGUGCAGCUGGUCCAUGGAAUUACAACUCGUUUCCUCAAUACGCAUGAUGUUGCUGCACCUCUGAGUCCACACUCUCAAGAAAUUUCCUGUUACAUCGACUAUAAUAUUUCCAUGCCAGCACAGAACCUUUGGAGAGUGGAUAUUGUAAACCGCGAGUCAGAUUCAGAUAUAUGGAAGACUAUAUUGUCAGAAGUUCGGUUUGUACACGUGAACACUUCAGCAGUACUGAAGCUGAGUGGAGCAUCAUUACCUGACUGGGGUUAUCGGCAGCUGGAGAUCAUUGGUGAAAAACUGUCCAAAGGCUAUCACCAGAGCAUGGUAUGGAACGUGGAGGAACACCGAUAUGGGAAAAGCCAGGAACAAAAGGAGAGAGAGCUGGAGUUGCAUUCCCCUACUCAGAUUGACAUCAGCAAAAACCUCAGUUUUAUGGCCAGAUUCACAGAAUUGCAGUGGAAGAUGCUGACAUUGAGAAGUGAAGAAACUGAGCACAAGUACAGCUCUUCGCCCCUGGAGUGGCUCACACUGGAGACAAAUAUCGCCUAUUGGCUACAUCCCAGGACCAGUGCUCAGAUCCACCUGCUUGGAAAUGCUUUGACCUGGUCUUCAGCCAAUAUCGCCACUUUGGCCUAUGUGCUUCUGCUUUUCUGGUAUCUGCUCAGACGGAGGAGAAAUGUCUGUGACAUCCCUGAAGAUUCCUGGUCGCUCUGGGUAUUGGCUGGGACUGUGUGUUGCGGGGGCUGGGCUGUGAACUAUCUCCCCUUCUUUAUGAUGGAGAAGACACUAUUCCUUUACCACUACCUGCCGGCUCUCACCUUCCAAAUCAUCCUGCUCCCCAUUGUGCUGCAGCAUGUGAGCGAGCACUUCUGCAGAUCCCAGCUCCAGAAGAACAUAUUCAACUCCUUAAUCAUAGUAUGGUUUUCCUCUGCAUAUCUGGUUUAUCACACUUUCAGCCCAAUAACCUAUGGAGAUCAAUCUCUCUCAACAAAUGAACUCAAGGCCCUUCGUUGGAAGUCUAGCUGGGAUAUCCUGAUCAGAAAACACUAAUGGAAAAAGAAUAAACUAGUGGAAAUCUGAGAUAGGGAGUUGGAUAAAGUAGAACAGGCCUUGUUCGUUUCUUUCUUGCUUUUGUUUAUUAACAAGCAAAACUACUCUGGAAUUGAAAGAAUAACUUAUACAGAAACUGUUGAGUUCCUGGCCUUUAACUACGGGAAGAGGUAACUAAAAACUUCACAACUUGUUUAAUUGUUUCAAUUCACCAUUGAGAAGGCCGUAGAAAAAAUUAACUACAUUUUGAGCAAGGACAAGUCUUUUCCUGGAAACUAGAGAGCAGACUAUUUCCACUGACUCCUGUGGCCCUUAACUAAACAAAACCCUCAUUCAUUUAACUGAUUAACAUAGUCACACCCUGCAGCCACAUGGAGACGAAAAGAAAUCAUAGCCCAAAAAAACUUGAGAGUCUAUGAUGAAACUACAGUUCAGCUUUUUAACUAGGAAACUGCUGGUAGUCCUAAUAGCUAUUGUCCUCAGUUUUUCCUUUGCUAGACUCAUGCUGCCAUGAAUACUUCGUAAACCUACUGCACCAGAGCAACAGCUGAGUAUUCAUCUUUGGUGGGACCUUACAGAAGCCAUUCUUGAAUAAUUCCAUUUUCCCAGUCUGUAUGAUGGGAAGGUAAGUUACUUUGGUCAUAAGCCUCUUAUGAGGAUUCAUUUAAGUUUUCUGACUACCAGAUGAAAAAGCCUACUGCAUCCUAGUAUUUUAUUGCUAUGGCAUUUUUUUUAUCUUCAUUAUGAGCUUUUGCUGUAGGGUGGCUUUAUGUUAAGUAAACCCAAUCCCUAACUCAAAGGUGUUACAGUCAUCUCUGUAAUUUUUCUUUCUGAAAUUUGAUUUAUGUUUACAUUAAAAAAAAUAAUUUUAAAGAGACAAAUGAACACUACUAUUUGGUGUUUGUUUAUUAGUCCCAAAACAGUACAUUAGGCAUGACAAAGAUUUUAGGUAAUUAUAGGUUAGAAAACCAAAGGACCUGAAACAAAGUUCCCUGUCUUACGUAUCUCAUAGUAACUAUAAUGAUUUAUGCCUGAUAGAAGAAAACCAUGAGUGGCUAUACAUGAGGAGAUUGAUUAUAAAA